GAGGCGGGUUUGUCCCCCCCGCGCACGGGAUGGGGGCUCGCGGUGCACUUCAUGAAGACCGCCCCAAUGAACUCCAUGGCAAGCAACGUCGGGGGGAAGACAAUCCACAACUUCAGCAAGCUCGGGAUCGAUCUGAUCGCGGGGGCCCAGUCUGGCGGUAAGAAGGGCCCGGAAGUGUCGGGGAAUUUGCUGCACGCGAAAAUCCAGCACAUGCGCUGGCUCAUCAUCGACGAGGUGGAGAACGUGUCGGUGGAGCUGCUGGAGGCCGUGCACAGGCAGGUGAAGGACUCGACGAGGGGCGAGGGGAUACCGUGGGCCGUGGACGCACGCGCCCCGAAACAGUUUGCCUUGUUCGGCGGUCUGAACCUGGUGCUUCUCGGAGAUCUGUGGCAGAUCCCGCCAGCGAGGACUCUCAGUAUUGCCGCCAAUCCUUUCGUGAAGCGGCCCGCCAACGUCGGCCGCAUACUCGAGAUGUUUUGGGCAGAGGGCUUGCCGCGCUCGGCGACUCGCCGCUGCGCCCUGACCCAGUCGCACCGCUGCUCAAACCCGUGGUGGAGGAGCUUUCUCGCAGAAUUGCGCGCGGGGGAUCUUUCGGACAGGAUGCGCGACUUCGUCCACGGCUUCCCCGCUGAUGCGCCCGGCUCCUGGACGCCCGCAAGCCCCGGCAGCGCCGAGGCCUCGGCGGGGCACCUCGGCUGCGGGAAGGCGAAGUUCCGCGCGCUCUGGUCAUCUGAGUGGCCGCGGAUGUUCGGAGAGUGUCGGCCCUGGCAGGACAUGCGAUCUCUCGAGUGCGCUGACUCCGGCGCGGAACGCCGUCGGUGCUGCCGCGUCGCCUCUCAUAGCGAUGCCAGACAGCGGGAAGUGAGCACGGCGUUCGCGGACGCGCUGUUCGCGCACCCGUACAACGCCCAAGGGUCGAAAGAACCGCUUGCCCACGCCAGGCAGAACUUGCUCAUGUACCCGGAGAACACGACAGGCGGAGUCCCCGACGUGCUGCCGAUCUUUGAAGGGAUGCGAGUGCGGUUCGCGACCACGGAGAAUGCUGAGGCGGGAGCCUGCAAACGUUCCUGGGGGACCGUGACGGGCUGGGCCCUCAAUCCCGCCGACUCGAAGUUGGUGAACGAGCACAGGUCCGAGCCCGAGCUGGUCAUGCAGCGCGCGCCCGACGCGAUCAUGGUGAAAAUCCCCGGCAGCACGGUGCCCCGCUUUGGGAAUCAGCCCGCGGGUGUCUUCCCAGUGAAGCUGAAGCAGGUGUCGUGGGAUCGCAGUCCUGGCUUCAAGGCCACGGUGAAGCGCGCGGGACCCCCGCUGGCCCCGCACUUUGCCGCCGCGGCCCACUGCGUCGCCGGCUCGACUCUGCCGCGGGCCAUUAUCGACUUGCUGGACACGCGGACGACGCCGCGUUCGUCCAUGGCCCCCACGGUUAACGUGGCCAUCGGCCGCGCCAGGAGGGCGGACGACCUGAUCAUCACCCAGCCUUUUCCCCCCAUGCUGUUCCGCCAGGGGCAUCGGGCGGCCCCAUGGCUCCUGCGCCCCCGCGCAGCUGGGGAGACGACGACGGAACAGGCGAAAGCCGGCCGGGCCAAGGCACAGAAGGAAGCGGCUUCCAUGUCGCCCGAGAAGUCGGUGGACGCCGCGUUCCA
Messenger RNA from Prorocentrum cordatum, 1643 nucleotides. The record is from the annotation of a GenBank genome assembly. NCBI's taxonomy places the organism in Eukaryota, Dinophyceae, Prorocentrales, Prorocentraceae.